AUGCUUUCAUCCACCGUGCGUGCCUUUAGGGCCCAAUCUACAAAGUUACAGUCCAUCAGGAAGUAUGCUGUUUCACCCUCUGCUCAGGCCUUAGUUUCCAAAUCUGUUCAAGAAGUUGAUCCUGAAAUGGCAGAUAUUUUGAACCAGGAGAGAGUUAGGCAGAAGAAUUCUAUUACCUUGAUCCCUUCUGAGAAUUUCACAUCGAAAGCGGUUAUGGAAUUGUUAGGUUCUGAAAUGCAAAACAAGUAUUCCGAAGGAUACCCCGGGGAAAGGUACUAUGGAGGUAACGAGAUUAUUGAUAAGGCUGAAUCCUUAUGCCAAAAGAGGGCAUUGGAAGCAUUUGGGUUGAACCCGGAUGAAUGGGGUGUUAAUGUACAGCCAUUGUCUGGAGCUCCUGCCAACUUGUAUGCGUAUUCUGCCAUUUUGGAAGUUGGUGAUCGAAUCAUGGGUUUGGACUUGCCUCAUGGAGGUCACUUGUCACACGGAUAUCAAACAAAUACAACAAAGAUUUCGUUUGUUUCUAAAUACUUCCAAACCAUGCCUUACAGAUUAAACGAGGAAACAGGUGUGAUUGACUAUGACACGUUGGAGAAAAAUGCUCAAUUGUUUAGACCCAAGGUGAUUGUUGCUGGUGCUUCGGCAUACUCAAGAGUUAUUGACUACCAGAGAAUGAGGCAAAUUGCAGAUAAAGUGGGUGCUUAUGUAUUGUCUGAUAUGGCUCAUAUUUCAGGAUUGGUUUCAGCUGGUGUGACUGCUUCACCAUUUCCCUUUUCAGAUAUUGUUACAACUACUACGCACAAGUCAUUAAGAGGUCCAAGAGGAUCAAUGAUUUUCUUUAAAAAGGGUAUUAGAAAAGUGACCAAAAAGGGAAAGCAGAUCCCAUACGAUUUAGAGAGAAGAAUCAAUUUUUCAGUUUUCCCUGGUCAUCAAGGUGGUCCUCAUAAUCACACUAUUUCUGCUUUAGCCGUUGCUUUGAAACAGUGUGCCGAACCAGAGUACAAGAAGUAUCAAGAAGAAGUUGUUGCCAAUGCGAAACAUUUUGCUGAUGCCUUGGUAAACAAGGGGUUCAAAUUAGUAUCUGGAGGCACCGAUACGCAUUUGAUCUUGGUUGACUUGAGAUCAAAAAAUAUCGACGGUGCUCGUGUUGAAGCCGUUUUGGAAAGAGCCAAUAUUGCUGCCAACAAAAACACCAUCCCUGGUGAUACAAGCGCUCUUUUCCCUUCGGGAUUGAGAGUUGGUACUCCGGCAAUGACAACAAGAGGGUUUGGAUUCGAAGAAUUCACAAAAGUAGCCGAUCUCAUCGACGAAGCCGUGGCUAUAUCUAUCGAGCUAAAGAAACAAGAAGAAGGUAAAGUCCCUAAAGAGUUACUUGCAUCUUUCAAAAAGUUGGCUGAUAAUAGCUCAAAGGUUAAGGAUUUAGGUAAAAGAGUUGCUGAAUGGACCAACAAUUACCCAGUUCCAGGAGAAUAA
Lodderomyces oxycetoniae is the source of this 1470-nucleotide messenger RNA. RefSeq names its product glycine hydroxymethyltransferase (gene SHM1). Gene Ontology annotation, biological process: tetrahydrofolate interconversion; L-serine catabolic process; folic acid metabolic process. Lineage: Eukaryota; Fungi; Ascomycota; Pichiomycetes; Serinales; Debaryomycetaceae. The coding region runs from base 1 to 1470 and encodes 489 amino acids. The record is from RefSeq and is a predicted model, not a curated record. Gene Ontology annotation, cellular component: cytoplasm. Gene Ontology annotation, molecular function: cobalt ion binding; serine binding; pyridoxal phosphate binding. The transcript has a single exon.